Molecule: messenger RNA, 5498 nt
Organism: Xyrauchen texanus (razorback sucker)
Lineage: Eukaryota; Metazoa; Chordata; Actinopteri; Cypriniformes; Catostomidae
Product: E3 ubiquitin-protein ligase RNF12-B-like
Exons: 4
Coding region: 173-2296 (707 amino acids)
Biological process (GO): random inactivation of X chromosome; ubiquitin-dependent protein catabolic process; protein ubiquitination
Cellular component (GO): cytoplasm; nucleoplasm
Molecular function (GO): ubiquitin protein ligase activity
Source: RefSeq, a predicted model, not a curated record
ACAGACUCGCUGUGGAAGAGACGCUUGGGAAAAUGAACUCCUGAAUAGCUGUCAAGAUUAACACAGAAAAACGUCUAAAAGACACACACGAAACUGUGACUACAUACGCGAAUUCAUCGACACGUAUAAUAAGUUGGAUCUGACAUCUUGGCCAUAGUGAAUCUGAGCAGUGAUGGAGGGUCAGGAUAAUGCAGAUCAAGGUGGCAGUGAACAGUCUGAAAUACAGCGCUUGAGACAGCUGGAUCGUCUGGCCAGAGAGGAGGCCUUCUACCAGUUUGUCAACAAUCUGAGUGAGGAGGACUACAGACUCAUGAGAGAUAACAAUCUGCUUGGCACCCCUGGUGAAAUUACAUUAGAAGAACUGUCAAGUCGUCUUCGGCAAAUUAAGGAUGGUCCUGAGACGCCCAGCAAUGGCACCAUUGAGGACAGAAGUGAAGGUCCUAGUGCAACAGAGUCAGAUGGCACUGAGGAAAACCCCAGUGGGGAGACCCUUCUGGACUGGCUUAACACAGUACGACAGACAGGUAAUACGACAAGAAGUGGGAACCGGGGUAACCAGUCAUGGCGGGCUGUAAGCCAAACUAAUCCCAACAGCGGAGAUUUCCGUUUCAGUUUGGAGAUCAAUGUCAAUCGCAACCUAGCUGAACAGCAAACGCAGACAGAGAGACUGGAAGGUGGCCAGGAACAACCAGAUGGCCCAAUGUCUGAGCCUGAUAGUCUAAUGGACACUACCGAGGUGGUUGUGGAACCAGUGGUGAAUGAGUUGGCUGUUAUAGUAGAGCCAGAUCUGCAAGUUCCCAGCACCCAAUCUUUAAACCGGGAAGUUAGUGUGCAUAAUCCCCCGACUUCAGCUCCCCCGACUUUAGUUCCCCCGACUUUAGUUCCCCCGACUUUAGUUCCCCCGACUUUAGCUCCCCCAAAUUUAGCUCCCCCAUCUUCAGCUCCGCCAACUUUAGCUCCCCCAUCUUCAGCUCCGCCAACUUUAGCUCCCCCAUCUUUAGCCCCCCCAACUUUAGCCCCUCCAACUUUAGCUCCCCCAACUUUAGCUCCCCCAAUCUUAACUCCCAGAACCUCAACUUCCCCAACCUUGCCAUCAGUGGAGCAACAACGCAGGGGUCAAGUAAGAGCUCGCAGCAGAAGCCCAGAGCAGCGACGGACGAGGGCUCGCACUACAAGAGGUCGUUCGCCUCUUAACCUUGAAAGAUUGGAUGGACUUCCUCCUACUCAGCAUGGCCUACCUACUCGCAAUUCGGAGACCCUUUCUGAGCCCCAGGUGGAGGGCAGCUCAAGGACUCGGCAACUGUUUUUGUCCCGGCAGAGUACUGUAGAAGCUGAACCUCAAGAAAAUGUACCUGAAGUCCCAGAGGCACCACAGGAAAGAGAGGCACUUGCUGGAGAAGCAGGAGCUUCAGGUCGACGUCCUCCAACAAUAAUGCUGGACUUGCAGGUGCGUAGGGUACGUCCCGGAGAGUACCGCCAAAGAGACAGCAUUGCGAACCGGACAAGGUCUCGAUCACAGACCUCCAAUAACACUUUAUUAUAUGAGACUGAGCGUGGGGGCUUCCGCCGAACCUUCUCCCGUUCUGAACGAGCAGGAGUGAGGACAUACGUCAGUACCAUCCGCAUUCCCAUUCGCAGGAUCUCAGAUGCUGGACUUGGGGAAGCCACUUCUAUGGCUCUGCAGUCCAUGAUUCGGCAGAUCAUGACUGGGUUUGGGGAACUUAGCUACUUUAUGGACUCAGACUACUCUGACUCGAGCCGUGAAGACAACCCAUCAGCAGACCUUGCGGAUGCACUGGGCAAUCCUGAUGCUUCUACUGAAAUGGCUUCUUCUGAAGCAGAUUCCUUUGUUCCUGGAGCUGGAAGCUCCGAUCAGGAAGGUUUGGAAGCACGGACAGAGGAGAGGGAAGUGGAAGGUGGAGUGCCUGGCUCUGCAACUUCUCGGGAGAACCGAGCCAGACCACGUGCACCCAUUAGCCUGGACGAGACUGGAUCUCUGCCCUUUCUGCGACUCGCACACUUCUUCUUGCUCAACGAGGAUGAUGAUGACCAGCCCAGAGGCCUCACCAAAGAACAGAUUGACAACCUCUCAACGCGAAACUUUGGCGAGAACGAUGCGCUCAAAACCUGCAGCGUCUGCAUCACGGAGUAUGCCGAAGGCAACAAGUUGCGGAAGUUGCCCUGCUCGCAUGAGUACCAUGUGCACUGUAUUGACCGCUGGCUUUCAGAGAACUCAACCUGCCCCAUCUGCCGCAGGGCGGUUCUUGUUUCCACCAACCGAGAAAGUGUCGUCUAGCCAAAAUUGGUUCUGUGAAACUCCAUGUUUCUUGCCUCUCUUUCCUUCCAUUUACAUUUAGUUCCUAGUUAUGUGAGGAUAUGCAGAAUUUUCAGUACAUCCUAAAUGAAUCCAUCAAGUUUUACCAGAUUUGCUGGAGUUGGCCAAGAACAAGUUUGUUUUCAAACUACAAAUGAGUGUAUUUUGACAUCUUGCUCUGAAAUUAAUUUUGAUGCAAGACAAAACAGACUGCUAGACCAUGCUGCAAGCCCUGAUCAUUCACUUGUAAGAUCAACAAUGUCAUUCAACAAAGUUAUAUAAUGGACUAUGUACAUGUAUGUACAAUGUACAUACACUUUCAUACAUUUGAAAUGUAGUAUUCCAUAUCAGAUUCCAACAAAACAACCUAUUAAAUAAAACGUAAAAAUUUGAAAACACCUGCAAGUUUAAAGAAUUGUGACUUGUAAGCAAACGUAAAUCACAUACAUCAAAUGCAGUUGAAUUGGAAAAUAGUGCAGUAGUAAAUUAAGCAAUUAUUUUUGCUUCAUACAGUGUUGGUUGUGUUUCAGUAUGAAAGCAUGAUCUGUUUUGUACCAGUUCCCCCAUUCUCAUAAAUUUCCACGUGAAGAUAAACGGUAUGAAAUUUCAAGCAGUAGUUCUGAAUGAAUGUGUGUCAUCCUGUACAGAAUUGAAUAGGAUGUGAUAUUUUUAUGUUCUGUUAUGCUGGUUUUUAAACCAUAUGGUCAGACACUUUCCAAACACAAAAAUAGGCUGUAAAUAUGCUACACAGAUGCAUCAUUUUGUUUUCCCCAUCUUUCCAAAAUUUGACCAUUAUAUCAGAUGGCUGACUCGAACAAGUGUAUUUCAUAUAUCUCAAGAAAUACGACACACUUGGCUACAUAUAGGCAAUGUUGUGCAAUGCUAAUAGGGAAAAUGUAAAGUUUUGACAUUGACGUUGUAGUCUGUAAAUAUUAACAUUCAAAAUGAAGACUUAAACUGAAGUUUUUCUAACAGUUCUGUACAUGAAAAUUAGCAACAUUUAUCUUUAAUGUGGAGGAAAUUAUUUUUCUCAUUAUGUAAUGGUUGGUUUAUAUGGGUUCUAAGGUCUUUAGUCCAAUGAGAGUAAAGAAAUGCAGUGUUAUUAUUUAGAAUCAAUAUAUGAAAUAUCGGUUUUCAUUGUUUGUGUGUUGACUUUGGAGCCCGACCCUAAACAUAACACCCCCAACCUUCAAUUACAUCAGCAUUUCAUAUAUUGUAUAAGCAAGUGAACUGUUGUCAAUGCAUAUUAUUGCAAAUCAGUUCUGAGGUCAAUAGAAUUUAUUAAUUUUGUCUUAAUAUUUAUAGGUUAUAUUUUUGAGUCAUUUUCUUAGUCAUUUUUGACUAGCAUACAAUGUUUAAAAAUGAAUAAAAUGAUUUCCUCACCUGAUCUUUGCUUUGUGGCCUCACCAGUGUCUCGUCAUGUAAAGUGCUGCUUUGGAAUAAUAAUAAUAAUAAAUAAUCACAGCUGUGUUCUCGCAAAAUUAUGUUUAGCAAUACCUCCCGCUCUUGAACAAUUCAAGACUAUGCUGUGAAAAGUUUAAUACACAACACUGGUUCUGCACAUUCUUUGCAUGCAUAUAAUAUAUCUAUACAGUACUGUGCAAAAGUCUUAGGCACACAAGAUGUCUUAAGAUGGUUAUUUAUAUUUUCAGCUUUCGUGUCAAUAGGAAAUUUACAUUUAUGCAUUUUGCAGACGCUUUUAUCCAAAGCGACUUACAGUGCCAUUAUUACAGGGACAAUCCCCCCGGAGCAACCUGGAGUUAAGUGCCUUGCUCAAGGACACAAUGAUGGUGGCUGUGGGGAUCGAACCAGCAACCUUAUGAUUACCAGUUAUGUGCUUUAGACCACUACACCACCACCACUCCUAUAUACAAAGUUUUGAUUACACGACACAGAUUUAGGUGUUGUUUCAACUUAAAGAUUUUAAAUGGUCUGCAUAUAGCUUUUAUUGCGCCUUUUUAACCUUGCAGUAUUCGAAGUGCUUUACACUGCAUCUCGUUCACACAUUCACAGCAGAGCUGCCAUGCAAGGCACUAGCCUGCCAUUGGGAGCAACUUUUGGUUCAGUGUCUUGCCCAAGGACACUUCGGCAUGUGGAGUCAUGUGGGCCGGGAAUCGAACCGCCAACCCGUGCUACCAGCUGAGCCACAGCCGCCCACAAUAUAAUUUGAGUAACAAAAUCACUACAUAAAAACAAUAUUUUUUUUGUGUUCAGUAGACUGUUAAAUGAUAUGCUAAGUGCGCAAUAUAUUUGUUGUUAAUUGAACUUGAGCACAUUAGGCUUUAUGUGUUUUAUAUAGCUUAGUACAUUUAACUCAAAAAUGAAAACUUGUUGACAUAACAUUAAAAAAUAUGUGCAACUAACAUGAUGUGUUUUUGUGUCAAGUGAGCAUAACGUCUUUAUGUUGUUUUGACAUUUCUGACCAUUUUUGUAGACUACACUAAAGUUUUGUCUCAUAGAUGAGUUGGGAUUUACAGUGACAGCCGAAAUAGAUAGAAGAACAGAGGCAAAUUGUCCAAGAAGCUUGGAACAUCCUGUCCAGGUGUAUCUAGGAGAAUUAGUGCUGUUUUGAAGGCAAAGUUGGUUACACCAAAUAUUGAUUUAGCUUUUAUGUUUACUGGACUUUGGAUGAUGUUAAUUGAUCAAUCCAAACUAUUUAUGGAGACAUCCUCACUAUGCAACAUUCUUCCCAAGUGCCUAAAACGUUUGCACAGUACUGUAUGGAUGUGUGUGUGCGUGUGUGUGUGUGUGUGUGUAUACAUAUAUAUAUUUUUUUUUUUUUUGUGGCUAGGUCUGGUUAAAAGUUUGUGCUUGAAAGAAUAAUUGAUUUUCCAGAAGUUUUCCAGUUUCGGAUUGGAUAUGUUAUCUUGGUGACAUUUGCUUCUAUCACUCCACUGCUUACUGCACAGAUAUUGCACACUUUCCACAGUCUGCUUGGCCGAGAGACGGCUACAACUUAAUUAGUCUGUUUCUGGCUUCAUCAAGCCAUAAUGUUAUUUGUACAGUACAAUAAAGAUAUGUACAGCAACAUGACUGGAAUGGUUUAUAACGUACUCAAUACUACCUUGAUAUAUAUUUACAUUUGGAGUUUACAAACGUUCUUUAUGGUGUAAAUAAUAAAUAGGUUUUUACAUUUCUGUAAUAAGUUAUCACAAUACAGUAAGCUACAGUAUGCUAAUUGACA